AUACUUUGCGUUUGCCAAAAAUAAACAAACCUGGGCUACUGAAACUGAAGCUAAAGUGUGAAUCAGCUCCUGCUACUCCGUGUUCAAUACACAUCAACUAAAUACAAGACACACAGCACAAGCGUUUAAUUGCUUUUAUUUCCUCAAGACUGCAGGCGACUCAUCAGCACUUACAGAAAACAUGUAACGUUAGCAUCUUGCUAAAUAUCCACCGUGCAUUCAUGAUCUCCAUGCAUAUACAACAUGAAUAGCACAUGAUACAUUUAUGAGCAUAUAUGACCGUAAUCGAAUUGCAUGCUUUUUAGACUUACUUUAUUUAACUUAACCAGCCAUUUGAAACAUAUUGCAUUGUGCUGAAACAGAAAGUCCAUAACAAGCCCCCAAUAUUCUGUAACGUUCAUAAUGACAACACGGAAAAGGAAGAAAUCAUUGUUAACGUUACCUCAGUCCGAGUGUGCCAGCGAUCAGACUGAUGGUGAACCUCUCAAGAGACCCAGUCAGUGUCAAUCUGACAAGAUAGCUGUGCUUCAGCAUCUCAGCCCUUACUUCUCAGUGAGAGAGUCUGUCAGACUGAGUUACAGCUUCUUCAAUCAGCCCUGCGAAGAUCUGGCAAAGGCCUUUCUCGGCAAGGUGUUGGUGAGGAAGCUAACUGAUGGCACUGAGCUCAGAGGACGGGUUGUGGAAACCGAAGCAUAUUUGGGUGGGGAGGACAAAGCGUCCCACUCAGCAGGAGGGAAACGAACGGAGAGAAACACUGCCAUGUUCAUGAAGCCUGGGACCAUCUACGUCUAUCCCAUCUAUGGCAUCUACCUCUGCAUGAACGUCUCCAGCCAAGGGGAGGGGGCGGCGGUGCUUGUGCGCUCGCUGGAGCCUCUGAGCGCUCAGGACGUCAUGAGGGGCCUGCGAGCAGCCAAACGCAAGGCAGGAGCCAAAAUCCUUAAGGAGAAAGAGUUCUGCAAUGGGCCGUCAAAGCUGUGUCAAGCACUAGAUAUACAGCGCUGCUUCGACCGCAGGGAUCUGGCCACUGACACAGAGGUGUGGCUUGAGAGGGACCCAGAACGAGAGGCCGUCUGCGCGGGAGAGGUGGUGUCAGCGCCCCGGAUAGGAGUCGAGUCUCACGGUGAAUGGGCAACCAAACCGCUUCGCUUCUACUUGAGAGGACACCCGUGUGUGAGCGUGCUGAACAGAGACGCAGAGCGCCAGAUGCAGUCCUCCACUGAUCUUCAUAACACUGAGAUGGACAGGACAGUCUGAUGAAAUGUUGUUUAGUCACAAAAUCACUCUUUUAAAGGAGUGUUUGCUUAAAAAUUAAUCAUUUACUCACUAUCAUGUCGCUCUAAAUCUGUGUGGUGUUUUUUGGUACCCUACUGAACACCAAAGGAGAUGUUUAGCAGAAUGUCCAAGCUGCUUUUAUCUUAUCCAUUUAAUUCUAGUUAAUGCUGACUAGGGACUGGCAAGGUUAAAAAAAAAUGUUGAAGAGCACUCUACAAGUAUCAUGGCUUGUUCUCUAUAGUCUCUGUAAGUCUUCUAACUCAUCCAAAAAAAAAGGUUUACGUCAUUAUUCAGCGAUAAUCUUCUCAUUUUUCCUCACAAAGCUUUCCAAAUUGAGAAGAAUAUAAAACACAAAUCUGCUACUGUGCUUGUUUUGUCCAUUUUGGAGCUUGAAGACCCCUGGUGACUAAUCAUUUUCAAGGUAUUGAGACAUUUUUGCAUUUUUGAGAACAUUUUCACAUUUUUGAGUCAACUAAUCUUUUGAGUUUGAGUCUCGUAACAGCAUGUUUCUUUAUUGCAUAUUCUUGUUAUUCCUGGUGCUGUAUUGAUUUUACAGAUGUUUGGAAAACCAUUUGCACUUCAAGGUAAUUACAACCCCCUUUUCUCUU
Carassius gibelio (silver crucian carp) is the source of this 1880-nucleotide messenger RNA. It is a transcript of the gene mpg, whose product is annotated as N-methylpurine DNA glycosylase. The coding region runs from base 403 to 1254 and encodes 283 amino acids. Gene Ontology annotation, biological process: base-excision repair. Gene Ontology annotation, molecular function: DNA binding; alkylbase DNA N-glycosylase activity. The record is from RefSeq and is a predicted model, not a curated record. Lineage: Eukaryota; Metazoa; Chordata; Actinopteri; Cypriniformes; Cyprinidae. The transcript has 3 exons.